This is a messenger RNA of Coregonus sp. 'balchen', 2003 nucleotides long. Lineage: Eukaryota; Metazoa; Chordata; Actinopteri; Salmoniformes; Salmonidae. The record is from the annotation of a GenBank genome assembly.
AUGGAAAAGGACCGGGUCAAGGAGGGUCCCCUGGGUCGCCCCACAUGUGAGGGAUUCCCAUUCAUAUAGGGCACCAUGAUGGCGCACCCGUUGUCUCCUGUCAGUCACAAAUCCAUGGGACUAUUUCAGGCCUCACCCCCAUUGACAGGAUAUUUUUGAUGACAGUAGUUAACCCUGUUAAAUGCUUUACUCAUCAAUGUAAAUGUGUCAGAGUUGGCUAUGAAACUAAAUUACAUCUGUAAAUUACAUCUGUAGUCGCUACUAGUUUUGUUGUUUUCUGGAUCAUGCCUCAGUAUCUCUAGGGCCAAGAGCACAUGAGAGUAACACCCAUAAAAUAUGCAGAUAGACAUCCUGUCAGUGGUUACUCUGACACAGUUGGCGACUAUUCAGGCUUUUCUCUCAACACUCUACACCGUAAACAGUUUAGAGAGGACACCUCUCCAUAAAUAUCUAAUGAGCUUGACCUUGCAUGUAUUUCACCCCUACUAGGUUCUCGCAUUGCCAGCUGGCUGCCCAGUUUCUCAGUGGAAGUGAUGCACACAACCAACAUCCUAGGCAACGUACAACAGGCCAACAACUCCCAGCUCAAUGCCAUGGUCAGUGUUCAUGGGAUCCAUCCAUUACUUGGGUGUUUUUGCUAGUGACUCAUUAGAUUUUUGUUACCUUUCACCUGUCCUAUGUCAGUAACAAUGAAGAAAAUGAGGUAAAGAAAGGAGGCUACAUUGAUGUUUGAAGUAAUGAUACAUCUCCUCUCUUACUAUCUUUAGGCCCAUCAGAUUGGGGAGAUGUUUAAUCAGGUUCCCUACCAUCUGGUGCUGCAGGACCUGCAGCUGACCCGCUCUGUAGAGGUCACCACUGACAACAUCCUAGAGGGACGCAUCGUGGUGCCUUUCCCCACACAGGUCAGUCAAUCCCACACUGCUACAGGUAACUCCACAAGCUGGUUGUGUGUCUGCUUGUGUGGUCUCCUUGGAUGGUACAUUAACAUAAGGAAGGGCUAAAAUAGAGUUCGGGGUCAAUUCAUCCCAUGAGGCGAUACCCAAAAUGUCUUGAGAAAAGCCGCCUUGGGACACUUAACUUAAACAUUAAGUUUAGAGCAUACUUGACUAAAAUGUCUGCUGUCUCCCUCUCCAGCCUGUGGAUCACUCCGCCUCCCAGGUCAGCCUCUCCCCACAGGAUGUGGGCGGGGCCAGCGGGAGUUCAGAGUUCAUGACCCCUGAGAUGGAGGACUUUGAGGUCAGAGGCAGCUGCUUCUCCAAGUCAGCCGAGGAGAGACAGAAGAUACUGCUGCAGAGGAAAGAUGAGCUACUGCUACGCGCACAGAGGUAUUGGAUCUGCUCAUUUAAAGUUAAAAAAAGAAAACACUGUUUUCCAUAGACUUCAAUGGAACACUUCCAGUUCCUAACCUGCUAGCCUGGAUUUCAAAUUAUUAUCUAUUAUGGGUGGCGUGAAUUGUGCAAAUUGUCUAUUUUUCAUAAUAUUUACUACCUUUCUAUGCUCUGUGCACACUUGUCUAUUGAUGUUUUUUUUUAAAUAUAUAUUUGUCCUGUAUGCUACCAUGUGCUUUGUCCAUUUCAUGCUGCUCUAUUCCAUUUAAUUCCAUUUAGGUCAUUGUUUCUCUCAUGCUCUCCCUCAACCACAACCCUAACCCUAGCUUCAUGUCCACAUCCCGGCUCAACCCUAGCUUCAUGUCCACAUCCCAGCUGAACCCUAGCUUCAUGUCCACAUCCCGGCUCAACCCUAACCCUAGCUUCAUGUCCACAUCCCGGCUCAACCCUAACCCUAGCUUCAUGUCCACAUUCCGGCUCAACCCUAUCCCUAGCUUCAUGUCCACAUUCCGGCUCAACCCUAACCCUAGCUUCAUGUCCACAUCCCGGCUCAACCAUAACCCUAACCCUAGCUUCUUGUCCACAUACCGGCUCAACCCUAACCUCAACCAUAACCCUAACCCUAGCUUCUUGUCCACAUCCCGGCUCAACCCUAACCCUCAACCACAACCCUAA